Molecule: messenger RNA, 1200 nt
Organism: Penicillium waksmanii
Lineage: Eukaryota; Fungi; Ascomycota; Eurotiomycetes; Eurotiales; Aspergillaceae
Product: heme-dependent oxidative N-demethylase family protein
Exons: 3
Coding region: 1-1200 (399 amino acids)
Source: RefSeq, a predicted model, not a curated record
AUGGCUGGCAUCUCCCAAGACAGAGUUCAUGUGUUCUCUAUUGAUGACAGCCUGUUAACCAAGUGCUUACUUGGGGCUUUAUUCGUAGGGGCAUGUUUCUGGGCAUGGAGAUGGAGCCAAGUGCGUGGGCUAUUAUCGGCGUCGAGUCGGAUGUCGGAGGAAAACGAGAUAAAAAGAAAGCCAGUCAUCAUGCCUUUGGAAGACUUCAGUUGGGAAUCGACAGAGCCACUACAACUUCGCCCCUUUCGGGGAAAGGAGAAGUAUAACCUGACCAUGGCUAUUGAGAAUCUAGAUCAAUCGGAGCUUAUUCAGAUGGACAAAACAUACCGAGACCGCAUCUCAAAGCGCAAGGAUGUACUAAAUCAGCACCAUGAUGUUGUUGUGGCCGUCAACGAUCCCCCGUUGAAAGACCCACGCAUUCGCACCGCAGUCAGCGAGCUCUAUAAAUUCAUACUGGGAACUUAUCUUCCAACCAGAUAUCCUACAAUGUUCCAACUAGACAGCAGUUCCAAAAAAGAGCCCCUGUUUGAGAAUCGUGUCACUGGUGCAAGAUGGCCAACAAUACUUACAGCGGACAUGCCUACGAUUCGAGCACUCGAGAUCCUCACACAAACCGUCGACGAAGAAUUUUUGGUCCUUUUACCGGACACUUCAGCGCCAGGAGAAACUUCUCCAUACGUCCUUCAAGCCUACGCGACGUGUUUCCCAUCUGGCUUCAACACGCGUGACAAGCUUGGUCUCCGACUAGCAGAUAUCCAUGGCCCGGUGCCUGGAUACGCAGAAAAAAUUGAGCGCAGCAUGGACAAAUUCUUCGCCAAGAUAGAAGUGGGAAGAUUUGUGAAGAGGGUUAAUUGGGGCGUUACAACGGAGACGGAUCUCUUUGCUGCAUUUGGAUCAGUUCAUGCUUCCCCAACUGUUGACCCACAAAAGGAGCAUGUCAUUCGACCUGGAAUGUUAAAUAUCGACCAGACAGUUUUGCGCUGCGAAAGACAGACCCUGCACCGAUUGCCGCAGUCUAAAGCUAUUGUCUUUGCUUUCCAUACUUAUACCUAUCCGGUGCAGCAAAUAAAAAACGAAGGCAUGGGGGAAGAGCUGGCGACUGCAAUCGAAGGGCUGAAGAAAGGCAAUGUCCCCAGAAUCUAUUCAUACAAGAGAGGUGAUAUUUGGGGCCAGGCCGUGACCGAGUUCCUCAGGGCUUAA